AUGAACCCGUCGCUCAUGUUGCUACUCUCUGGUUUUGUUGUUGCUCUCUUCGCCGGCCCCGAGCCCGCCAUCGGGGCCAUUACGUCUAGCCUACAGAGCAUCUUGAGGAACACCCAUGGCAGCAAAGAGUACGGCUAUCCCACGGACCUCACCCGAGAUAUCUUGCCGAUUCCUGUUCAUUCUCACAAUGAUUACUGGAGAGAUGAACCCUUUUGGACCGGUCUUUCCAAGGGCUGCACAUCCACUGAAGCCGAUGUGUGGCUAUACAAUGGCACUCUCUACGUUGGCCAUGAUCAAUCCGCCUUAACAGCGGAACGAACUCUAGCGUCUCUCUAUAUAAAUCCGAUUCUGGAUGUUUUGGAGCGCCAGAAUCCCGAGUCUCCCUUCGUGACGUCACCCACCAAGAACGGCGUCUGGGACACCGUCCCCGACCAAACACUCUACUUCUUCAUCGACGUGAAAACAUCCGGGCCAGAGACCUUCGAGGCCGUCAUCGCGGCUCUAGCCCCCCUUCGCGAGAAGGGCUACCUCACCACCCUGAAGAACAACAAAACCAUCACCAACGGCCCAGUGACUAUUAUCGGCACGGGAGAAACCACUCUGGAGAUGGUAGCCCCGAUAGCAGACCGCGAUUACUUCUUCGAUGCACCACUCGCGGGCCUGAAUGACCCCAAAUACGCCGAGAUCACAUCCUUAGUAUCCCCCAUCGCAUCAACGGACUUUGAGAUGGCCGUCGGCACAAUCACCGCUGAUACAGAGCCCGUCCUGACAGAUGAUCAGCUCGGCGCUCUUCGUGAGCAGAUCUCUACUGCCAAGGAACGCGGCAUUGGCGUGAGAUACUGGAAUACGCCAUACUGGCCUGUGCGGACAAGGAAUCUGGUCUGGAGGACCCUGAUUCAGGAAGGUGUGAAGCUGCUUAAUGCGGAUGAUCUGGAUGCUGUUGCGGCGUACUUCUAG
This is a messenger RNA of Penicillium lagena, 957 nucleotides long. RefSeq lists its product as uncharacterized. The transcript is spliced from 6 exons. Bases 1 to 957 code for a protein of 318 amino acids. NCBI's taxonomy places the organism in Eukaryota, Fungi, Ascomycota, Eurotiomycetes, Eurotiales, Aspergillaceae. The record is from RefSeq and is a predicted model, not a curated record. Gene Ontology annotation, molecular function: phosphoric diester hydrolase activity. Gene Ontology annotation, biological process: lipid metabolic process.